This is a messenger RNA of Rhizoctonia solani, 1335 nucleotides long. RefSeq names its product Fungal Zn(2)-Cys(6) binuclear cluster domain. Lineage: Eukaryota; Fungi; Basidiomycota; Agaricomycetes; Cantharellales; Ceratobasidiaceae. Bases 1 to 1335 code for a protein of 444 amino acids. The record is from RefSeq and is a predicted model, not a curated record. The transcript has 7 exons.
AUGACCCAUCCUAGACAAGAUUUCAUCCGCCGCCGAUUUGAAAGGGAUCGUUCUCCUGAACUCCCAACCAUACAAACAUCGGAGAUAGACAGGAUCAGCGAUCCAGCGUUUGCAAUACCAAUGCCUAAUCUGGGCACAGAAAAUACACUGGGAAUGAUCGCAGACCCGGCCGGAUAUAUUAGAAGCCAUGAUAGCACACUCGGUAUUGAGCACGGAGAAGACAGCGAUCAGCGUAUGAAAUCCCGUAACACAGAUCUUGCCAUGCCUGUUCCGUCUCAAUCGUGGCCUGCACCUGCACCAGCUCAAACAGAAGCACGAGGAUUACAACCAGAGGCAAGUAACUCCAUUACCCCUAAGUCGGAAGAUCAGUGGGAUCCAGCCAAUGGAAAUACGAACUACAUCGCUAGGCCUUCCAUUUUAGGAGCAGGACUGUUAUAUAUGAUCGGGAGACCUGUUCAUGUGGCUAACAAAAGCGACACCACCCUUUCAGAAGAAUUCGAUCGUUCAUGGCCACAAGAGCAAUUGAUGGAUGCAAAAUCCAGGGAGGAUCCAGCGAUAGAUAUAAUGAAAGCUGUAGAAGCGUUCUGUCAGUCAGUCCCUCCUUCAGUAGACGCGAGAAAGGCCACAAGGGAAGCUCAUUUUUCACGCAAGCUUCACGAGUAUUGUUUGUUGCGUGUUAGCUAUUGGUUUAUGCCUCCUCCGCUGACGGCGCUUGGUUCCCUGGCGAACCAAUUUGGGGGAUCGAAAAGAAUAAUAUGGAUAAUGUAUUUGACAGCUAGCAUCUUCCAGUCAUUUGAACAGGUCUCCCAAGCUUGUGUUCCGGCCUCAACCAAAUACAUUGCUUGGAUCGAUACAUUUGAACAAAAGUUUACUACAGACUCUCGUCACAAUCUGUCAUUGAGCGAUAUGUCAGAACGUCUGAUGGCUCAUCUUGAGCUAGCGUUCUUGAAGUUUGCCGUGGCUGAUAGUGUUUCAGGGUAUGCUCUACUCAAAAGAGCGCUACCCAAGUUUCUUAAGAUCUCAUCCAUGGACUCGAACUCACUGAUGGAAGACGCUAACGGGUGGCUAGUGAUUUCGUUUUCUUACGCGCUUACUGGGCCUCGGAACGAACUUAGAAGGUUCGCUACAUAUGACACCAUCGUAGCAUUCUUAUUUGGAGUUCCACCCUUGGCAGAGUACGGGUACAACCACGAAUAUGGUCCUGAGCCACAAGGGUUCGAAUGGUCGUAUGGGAUUCCUACGGCGCUUCUCCAGAUUGUGUCGCAAGUAAACUCAUGGAGAUAUUGCUCGAGAGUUGCUCUCGAUGAUUGGCAAACGUUAGAGAAGCAAGUUUAG